Molecule: messenger RNA, 440 nt
Organism: Saccostrea cuccullata (small rock oyster)
Lineage: Eukaryota; Metazoa; Mollusca; Bivalvia; Ostreida; Ostreidae
Exons: 2
Source: RefSeq, a predicted model, not a curated record
UUCCAGCAAUGUCCCUUUGGAAACAAUGAUCUCUGAAGCCAGUGGUCGAUACAGUGACUGUAAUUAUAGUCAGGAUACUAAUACCUCAAUUAUACAGAACGAUUUGCAGGAUGAUUCUCAAUAUUUUCCAUCCCUCUCAUCAUUUUCAACUUCUAAUGUCAACUCCAUACCUCCAAAAACAGACUCACUCAGAAGUGAACAGCUCGAAGAGAAUGUGGCAUUCUUCAAGUACCCUCCAGAAAGAGCCAAUUCUAUUAAACCAGAUCCCUGUCCAACGGUAGCCGCGGUGCUGGACGGUGCUUUGGAAAACAGUGUCCAAUUUGUAGAUGAUCUGUCAACAUUACUCGAUCUAGAUAAACAAUAUAAAAGUAUUUCCACCUGGCAAGGACUAGCUCAGGAAUUAUUCCGUCUUCCUUACAGCAAAAUUGAUGAAAAAAGGG